Messenger RNA from Colletotrichum destructivum, 2490 nucleotides. RefSeq lists its product as uncharacterized. NCBI's taxonomy places the organism in Eukaryota, Fungi, Ascomycota, Sordariomycetes, Glomerellales, Glomerellaceae. The record is from RefSeq and is a predicted model, not a curated record. The coding region runs from base 1 to 2490 and encodes 829 amino acids. The transcript has 4 exons.
AUGGCAGCUCGUCAGCCUAGAGGCAAAACGCUUCUCGACAGCUUCUCUAAGGCCAAGCAGGACGCAGACUUGCGGGAACGUCUUCAAUCCGUCACAGCAAUCGCCGCCAAGCUCCAUGAAGAUGCUCGAGGUUUCCGAUUUCACGCUGCCUCGACGCAAAAGAGACAAGACCGUAUUCUUCAUCAAUACAGAGAGUUCGCCAAGUUCGCCAACAACAUCCCAGAUGACGCACCACAAGAUGUUGUAGAUUCUAUCUGCUUCCCGCACCCAACACCUGCUCGACAAUGGGACGAGCUGAUUGACCUAUGCGAUGUUCUUGUCUUCUGGGCCGUCUAUCAGUUCAGAAAUGACCCAGAGGGCCACCACUUUGCAUGGCUCCUUGCGCGAUGCUGUGCCCUUCGGCCUGGUUCAAUCGGCUCACCCCAUGCACACGUUGACGACCUCCCCAAAACCUUGAACGGCGGCCCUCCAUAUCUAGCAUGGCGUGACGUCAAGAUCUCUCGAGGGGCAGCGCCUUACGAGUUCGACCUAACCAUUUCGAUCCGCAACCUUAAAGAUACCACCUACCUUAAAAACAUCGAGUCUGGCACGACAACCCUGCCUAAGGGAUCAAAGAGCUUCACCAUGGACUUUCAUUUUAAGUCUGCCAUGCAUCAGGCAAACCUUGCAUUCGCGCCUGUUAUCCGCCUGUUAGUCAUAGCUCUAAGGCGUAAGGCCCUUGUUGGCAUUCAGACUGUGGACGAGCUUCUGUCAGGUCAGAGCCUCAAUAUCGACAUCGAGCCCGCAUUCUUCGACAAGCCUAUCGUUUUGGCCGGAACUCAAAGGGGCCUUGGCGUGUCUUCUGACAAGGCUGCACAAUCGAAGAGCUUGUCUGAGUACUUGACCAAGCGAGCGACUAGUGCUGGUUACAGCGUCGACGCCGGGAUUACGUUCUACUCCCUCCGACGAUCGGCUGCUGGGAGCCUAUACGAGGCAUACGGAACCGAAGUUGCCCGCCAAGUCAUGGGGCACGACUCUGAGAGCCGAAUAUUAGAGAGAUGCUACCUUGAUAUGCGCCAGGGCAUUGACCUCACAGCCGUAGGGCUUGGAGAAGACACCAACCAGCGCCAGGAUGAGCUCUUAGCGAUACGGAAUGCCAAUGCACUCACACGCCUCGACGCCGAAACCAUUGCCAAGUUUGUAAAUCCCGCUGCAGACGCACUCUUUCACAGGCUACUGUUCACCGACGACGUUAUUCCGACGUUGAGUCGAUCGUCAGAGAUCAAGAACAGAAAGAGGUGUUUGAGACGCAUAGCCCUAGACGCCGCCAGAAACCAAAUCGAAGAGGAACAUGCUGUAAAAAUCACAACCGGAGACAUCGAGAAGCGCAAGCAGGAUAUCGUCAACAGAAUGGAUAUGUUUACCCAACAACUUGUUCGACGAGCGGCCGACGCAAUUGCAGCACAAGGCCUAAGGACUUUCUCGCUGAUGGACACCUCUGGACCGGACCCUGACGAGGAUCUGUCUCGGGAGUCAGGAGAUCAAGACUGCCAACCAGAGCCUGAUGCCGAAGAGCUGUUUGUGAGGGACGGUCGUAUCCAGAGCAUCGUUGAGGAAGUCAACUACGGCGACGUGGCGGCAGAGAUCCCAUAUGGCGAUGCCGUUAAGCAUGUCUUGGAGAUGCUGCUCGACCAGGACAGUAUCACCGAAACACCUGAGCUCUUUUGUCAGCUCUGUCAAGACGAUGAUACAGUGUCUCAGGAGCUGAAGGAUCGGACGUGGCCUUCAAAAGCCAAAUUAAGCAUUCACCAGAAUACAAAGUUCCACACCGGCUUCUCUACCUGGGAACGAAGGGCUAAGGCCGUAAGGGCGAAGAACGGCACUCAGGGCUUCUGUUGCGAGAUUUGCGUCGCUAUUGCGCCUGCAGAAUUCGCCAUGGCACAGUUCACCACCAUGAGCAACCUUGUACAGCAUAUGGACCAGUCCACUGACGAGACCAUCGAGGGAAAUCCCACGUGGUCUACCCCGUCUCGGUGUCAGGAGCACGCCAAUUUGAAGCAGGAGUUGGGAUGGAAUAACGAAGACUUCCGAGGUAACCAGGAGCUCAAGCGAUACCGCCAGUACGAGAGGUUGCACACGCUCAAGAAAAGAGGCCUUGUUUUCGAGAAGCUAGAGGAACUCCACGAGUCUUGCGACUUCCCAGGCAACCCCCACGUGGUCCUUGGGGGCCCUUCCAGACCAUACCCAGGCUUACACCCUCAAAUGGGGUUUGCCCUUCCAAUGACGCCUGUUGGCGACAUACUUUCGCCUUGUAUGACACCUGGCAAUGCAUCAUCGCUCAUUGAACUUAUCCCACUCAGCACAUCCCUUACGUCAAUGCAAUCGACCGCUCAGCAGAAUCUUUUUGAGCAACAUGUGGAUAUAGUGGAGUCUGUCCUUCCCCCUGGAGCAGAAGGCAACAUGCCCCAGGACGGUCUUCGAAUCAAAGACCAGCUGAUGAGAAGAAAAUAA